AUGGCGAGGAUACUGCAGCCGAUCUUCGUUCUCUCCACCCUGAUCUCAGUCACAGUGUCCAGUGAUGUGUUUGGAUUGGUUGGUAGUUCUCUUCAUCUGGACAUACAACGUUCUGUACCGAAGUUUGAUGACUUACUCUGGGUUUUUAAUGGAGUUGAUAGUGUUCUAAAAUAUUAUGCUGAAGAUAAAGAAACUAUACAGUAUUCUCAUUAUAAAGACAGAGUGGAGUUCAAUAAUGAAACCUACAGUCUGACACUGAAGAACUUACAGAAGACUGAUAGUGGACUGUAUGAAGCCAAAGCAUCUGGUACACUGAAAACAGUUGUUGCUGAGUACAGACUCUCUGUGUUGGAUCCAGUGGAGGCUCCAGUCCUGACUCACCAGCUAAGCAGAGACACCUGUAACAUCACUCUCACUUGUAGAGGUCAUGACCACUCUAUCAGCUCCAGCUGCUAUAAUGAAACCUGUGAGGAGAAGGAAGUGACAUCACCUGGAGGCAUCACCCUUUCCCUGUCUGUCAGAGGCAGCACCAUCAUCUGUAACCAUAGCAACCCAGUCAGUUGGAAGAUGGAUGUUUUGGAGAUGAGAGAACAUAAACAACACUGUGCUGAUGAAGAUGAAGGUUCAGUGUCUCCCUCUGCUGGUGUAUCUGUGUGUUUGCUUAAGAUUGUGCUGUAUUCCAUCAGUCUGACCCUCAUGCUGUCUGCAGUCAUCACUGUCCACAUCAAAGAAAGACUGACCAAAUCGUCUUAAAGACAUGGAUGGUAUUACCCUGUUUAUUAUAGCUGUUAUACUUACAUAAUAAUCUAUUCUGUAAUCUCUAAUUAUAAUCUACUCUUCUGUACAGCUGAACCUAACAGGCUCUCAUCACUUAUUGUGUUUUUGAAAGCUGUAGCGCACGGACU
Molecule: messenger RNA, 905 nt
Organism: Pygocentrus nattereri (red-bellied piranha)
Lineage: Eukaryota; Metazoa; Chordata; Actinopteri; Characiformes; Serrasalmidae
Product: SLAM family member 7-like
Exons: 4
Coding region: 1-753 (250 amino acids)
Source: RefSeq, a predicted model, not a curated record